Molecule: messenger RNA, 930 nt
Organism: Ornithorhynchus anatinus (platypus)
Lineage: Eukaryota; Metazoa; Chordata; Mammalia; Monotremata; Ornithorhynchidae
Product: vomeronasal 1 receptor ornAnaV1R3203
Exons: 1
Coding region: 1-930 (309 amino acids)
Biological process (GO): G protein-coupled receptor signaling pathway
Cellular component (GO): membrane
Molecular function (GO): pheromone receptor activity
Source: RefSeq, marked inferred
AUGAAUGUUACCGAUCUCUCUUUUGGGAUUGUGAUGCUACUGCAGUUCAGCAUUGGGAUCUCAGUGAAUAUAUUUCUACUCCUAUUUUAUACCCGCAUGGUCUCCACCAGCCAAAAGAUCAGUUCCUCAGACAUGAUCCUCACCCAGCUAGCCUUGGCCAACGCCGUAAUUCUUCUCACCAGUGGGAUUCCAGAGACCAUGUCAGCUUGGGGUUGGAGGAACUUCCUGAAUAAUGUUGGUUGUAAAAUUCUCGUGUACCUCGGACGGGUGGCUCGAGGACUUGCCAUCUGCACCACCUGCCUUCUGAGCAUCUUCCAAGCCAUCACUAUCAGUCCCGGCACCUCCAGGUGGGCGAGGGUCAAAGCUAAAUUACCUAAAUGGAUCCUCCCCUCCUCUGUCCUCUCCUGGGCCUUCAAUCUGCUGAUAGAUGUUAAUUCGCUGGUAUUUGUGACGGGCCCUCAGAACGGCAGCGCUGUACGAAUGGUACUGGACCUCAAAUAUUGUAUUAAAGUCAUCGACAGUGCAGAGACCACCCUGCUGAUUACGGUUGUGCUUUCGCUUCGCGAAGUGUUCUUCGUGGGGCUCAUGAGUGCAGCCAGUGGGUACAUGGUGUUAAUCCUGCACAGGCACCACAGAAGAGUUCAGCACCUUCACGGGCAGAGCCACUCCCCCAGGGCAAUGCCCGAGGUCAGGGCAGCCAAAAAAGUCAUUGCCCUGGUGACUCUCUACGUGCUCCUUUACGGGCGACAGACCAUCAUGCUGAGUAUUUUGCUAAACGUUAAAGAGAAGUCUCCGGUGUUUAUGAGUAGCCACAUGAUGUUGUCCUUCACCUUCUCCGUCAUUAGUCCGUUCCUCAUGAUUCACAGUGACAGGAGAAUGAGGACAUUCUGGAAAAGGGAAUCUCCUGCUGUGGGCACAGAUCCCUCCUAG